Molecule: messenger RNA, 1215 nt
Organism: Diabrotica balteata
Lineage: Eukaryota; Metazoa; Arthropoda; Insecta; Coleoptera; Chrysomelidae
Source: the annotation of a GenBank genome assembly
GGCAAUUAGCCUCUAGUAAGUAGACGGGCUCGGUUCCGCCUUAUUGGAUAGGACUUCUUGUCAUAUUUGUUAGUAUCACACCAACUCCAAAUGUUCUAGCGUCGCUUGUGCUUGAGGUGUAAACCAAUAUUAUUUGGCGGCAAAUUCAAAAUUGUGUUCUGAAUAAUGUAAUAUUAUGUAUCAUUUUAAUGCAAUAGAAAUUCAAUAUAGCCGUAAAAUAACAAAUAAAAGAUUAUCAUGUACUUUAACAUAUACUCUCUUUGCCCAAAAUAUCAUAUACAUUUACAAUGAUGUAUUGGGGAGAUGAACGAACUAAUAAAAACGAAACACAUUUAGAAGGAAACAUGGGAAGAUAAAGGUUGAAAAGGCAAGACCUAACAAUUGUCAUGGGUGACCAAAGUUGGGGCUAGCAAAACAUGAUUUGCAGUUGAACCAUUUGGACUAAGAAACCGGAACGAUCGGAGAGAUACAAUGGAGAUUUUUGCAGAAGCAAAUCAAUUGGUAAUAAUGAACACCUGGUUUAAGCUACACCCAAGGAAAUUGUACACCUGGAAAUCUCCACAGGAUUCUGUGGGAAGGAUUAUAAGAAAUCAGAUUGAUUACAUGCUGGUAAAUAAGAGGUAUAGGAACAGCUGUACAUGUGUCAAAACAUAUCCGGUGGCAGACACAAAUUCUAAUAAUGUUCCAGUUGUAGGUAGUUUCAAAGUCAGAAUGAAGAAGUUUGCAAGUAAGUCGAUGAAGUAGUAUAAUGUUAGAAAACUGAAAGAUCCCAAUGUUCAACUGAAGAUGAGUGAAAACCUCAAUAAAACGGUACUAAAAUGCAGGAGCUAUAGAGGAAAGUCUUACCAUCAUACAAGAAACAGUGUGAGAAACAAAAGAACGACACCUGAACAAAGAUAAAGAGAAACGGAAAUCAUGUAUGGCCGAUGAAAUACUUGAACUUAUGGAUCAGAGAAAAAAAAAACAAAAUAAAUCUACAAAAAUAACGUCAGAUAAGAGAAGCUAAAGAGAAACAAAAAACAGAACAAUGUCAAGAAAUAGAGGAGUACCAGAGUGGAUAUGAUAACUUCAGUCCAUCGAAAGAUGAAGGAAAUAGCUGGAAAGUUCCGAAAACGUAACAGCGGAAAAAUAACAGUUGACGAAGGCAAUCUUGCCAGAACCAAAGAAGAUAAAAAGAAAGUAUGGGAAGAAUACUUAAAGAAACUUACUUUAAAG